AUGCCUAGGCUGAGAAUAGGAGCUACCUUUAAACUGGACCACAGUCUCAUCUACCAGGAUGGAGAGGAUUCAGAGCUUCACUCCUUAGAGACAGACCUGGCCUUGCAGCUCCAGAUCGUUGAAGCGGCUCGUAGACUCUCAGUGGAGGAGCACCUGUCCAAACCACAGAAGAAGAGCAGGCUGCAGCAGUGUAACAGGGAAGAGAGGAAAGUCAAGGAUCUCCAGGAAGCUGUGUUUCAGCACAGGAUCAGGAACGAUUGCUCCUCUCCACCGACCAACAAGAAGAACAACAACACAGCCAAACACAAUCUGUGCAUGUCUGACGACAGCUCCCUGUCUGAUGCAGUGGCCCUGGACGAUGACUCUCUCUCUUCCUCAUCGUCUGUAGACCCACUCAUACAGUCCUCUUUGGGCUCCCUGUCCUCAGCCCAGAGCCAGAGCCUCGGCUCCAGCUGCAGUGUGGAGCAGACCCAGACCCAGAGCCAGAGCCUCGGCUCCAGCUGCAGUGUGGAGCAGACCCAGACCCAGGGCUCCAGGAUGGGCUCCAGCUGCAGUGUGGAGCAGACCCAGACCCAGGGCUCCAGUCUCGGCUCCAGCUGCAGUGUGGAGCAGACCCAGACCCAGGGCUCCAGGAUGGGCUCCAGCUGCAGUGUGGAGUUUCCUGAGCGCUCCCCCAUCCAGAACUCCCCCUGGAGGGAGUCUAAUCUGGACCAGCCCUAUCUGAAACCUAACACACCCCUCUCUGUCUGCAGCAGCAGGCCCAGCACCCCAGUAGGGACCCCAGUGUUCCCUGCAGACAGCAGAGUCCUGCCCUCCCACUUCCCCUCCAUUAAGAACAUGGCUCUGAGACAUGGACAGACCAACUCCUCCAGCGCCCCCUCUACUCCAGAGCUGCACGUACGCAGACAGUACUCCCAGUCCUUCAGGCUUCCCAGAAGUCAGUCACUCAUGACCUGGGUGAGGGACGUGGGCGAGCCAGGUUGCCACGCCGACGGCCAGAGUUCCUGGUUCGGUCUCCACAGUAUGCCCACCAGCGGCUGUACCAGUCCAGCUCUGAGGACAGCAGCUCUGAACACUCUCUCCCCUCCUACACCAGCCCCCUUAGCGGCUGUACCAGUCCAGCUCUGAGGACAGCAGCUCUGAACACUCUCUCCCCUCCUACACCAGCCCCCCCAGCCGGGACAGGGAUAAAGAUAAUCACAAAGACAGGGAGGGCCCCGCAUCCACCGAGAUCCCCAAGCUCUGCCCUCCUCCCUAUGGCUUCCACUACAGAGCCCAAAGUCCGACCAGCCCUGCGUUGAAUGUCUCCAACAGCCCCAGCUUUUACAAGAGUAACACCAAGCACCAGUCCUCUCCCAGCUUGAGAAGAAGAAUGGCGGCGGAAGGCACCUGUUCCCCUCUUUCCCCACAGGACCUGGAUAGUCCCUUGGGGAGGGUUCUUCACCUGUCCCCCUCCCGGCCCCCCCAGCAGCAGCACAGAUACUGGCAGCAGGCCCCCCACCGUCAUCCCCCAGGAGAGUUCUGAAGCCUCCACCCCCCUACACCCGCCUGGUACGUACCCCGUCACUGAGGGAGUACCCCAACCAAUCCGCCCGGGUGCUGCCCAGGGAGAUGGCGUCAGAGCUCAAGUCCUGGAACCAGCGGAACCAGUUCCAGAACCAGUUCCAGAAGACACACCCUGGUUCCCUGGAGCGCCUGGGGUCAUUGAGAGUGAAGAGCCCCACAUCCCCUCACCUCCCACCCUACAUGCAGGGUCCCCAUCAGAAGCUGGUCCUUCAGAGGGCUGCAGAUGGAACUCCAGUACAGUGGUUCGUUGAGCCAGAGCCAGGUGUAACCACAGCCAUAAACGGUAUACGGUACAUAAUAUAUAUUAUAUGUAUAUCUAUGCAGUAUAUGGCUCUGGCUGUAACCCGGGGGAGUUGCCCUACUGCAGUAAGCUAUGCUAAACACGAUGAGGGAAGGACCUUCUCUAGAGGAUUGAGUAUGUCUGUAUUUAUUUAGUCAAUGGACUCUCUGUUAGAUUAUAUGUCCCUGGUGAGGGACAACUGUCCUCGACAAAAUGCAGAAGAAGACCUUGGCUCCAUGGGUAGUUGGGUACCAUGAUAAGUAUCUAGCUUUAGCACUAUUUUAUCUAAUGCUUUAUGUAAAGCAAGUUUGACAUUUCUAUAAAACACGCUUUGCCAAUUUAUUUAUUUUAUUUGAAAAAUAAAGUUAUUAUU
Messenger RNA from Coregonus clupeaformis (lake whitefish), 2219 nucleotides. RefSeq names its product innate immunity activator protein-like. Bases 1 to 1128 code for a protein of 375 amino acids. NCBI's taxonomy places the organism in Eukaryota, Metazoa, Chordata, Actinopteri, Salmoniformes, Salmonidae. The transcript has 8 exons. Gene Ontology annotation, biological process: adherens junction maintenance; positive regulation of protein ubiquitination. The record is from RefSeq and is a predicted model, not a curated record.